CCGGUGGAGACAUGGCGCCACUGCUCCGUGCGUGGCCCUACCUUCUCCCGCUGCUCGCGCUGCUGCCCUGCCUCUGCUGCCUCGCAGGCCUCGCGGUCGCGCAGUCGCAAUCCCAACCGGCGGCAGAGGUGGACGAGGCGCAGCUGCUGCUCCAGAUCAAGAGUGCGUGGGGGGACCCACGCGUGCUCGAGGGGUGGAAGAACACCUCGGCACCGGGCGGGCACUGCAGCUGGCGAUUCAUCAAGUGCAACGCGGCCGGGCGCGUCGUGAUGCUUACCCUCGCCGGCACCGCCGCCGUCGCAGGCCCUUUCCCCGACGCCAUCGGCGGCCUCUCGGCCCUGGCCUACCUCGACGUCUCCAGCAACAACAUCUCCGGCGCGUUCCCGACCACGCUGUAUCGCUGCGCUUCGCUCGACUACCUCGACCUGUCGCAGAACAACUUCACCGGUGAGCUGCCGUCAGACAUCGGCCGCCGCCUGACGCCGAAUCUAACAACUCUGUUGCUUCACAGCAACGGAUUCAGUGGCUCCAUCCCAGCGGAUCUCGGUGCGCUAACAAGCCUUCAGUACUUGGACCUCGGAGGAAACCCGUUCGACGCUGGCGGGCUGCCAGCCUCAUUAAAGAACCUGUCCAAGCUGCUCUACCUUGACGCGUCGCAGUGCAACCUCGUUGGCGACUUCCCGAGCCAUGUGCUUGAGAUGUCGGAGUUGGAGGUACUGGACCUGUCAAUGAACGCCUUGACAGGAAGCAUACCUCCGAGGAUUUGGAGCCUCAAGAAGCUGCAAGCAUUGUAUUUGUGCAGGACCAACCUCACCGGUGAGAUAGUGGUUGAUGAUGAGUUCGCCGCCAAGAGCUUAGGACGUAUCACCAUUUUUGACAACUAUAACCUUACUGGAAGCAUCCCGGAAGUCUUUGGGCAUUUGGAGAACCUCACACACUUGUUCCUCUACAGCAACAACCUCUCCGGCGAGAUACCAGAGAGCAUCGGCCGAUUACCGUCACUUUAUCUGUUGGAUCUAUCCAAUAACAGGUUUAAUGGCACGCUCCCACCGGAUCUUGGGAAGCAUUCUGACUUGGUUUCGGUUAAUGCUGAUAAUAACAAGCUUACAGGCGCCAUCCCAGAAGGCCUGUGCUCCAAAGGACAGUUCGUUUCCCUCUCCGCCCGUGGCAACCAUUUGAACGGCUCCAUCCCGACAGGCCUCGCCGCCUGCAAAUCUCUGGAAUGGCUGGCUCUAGACGAUAACCAGCUCUCUGGAAAUGUGCCACUAGCUCUUUGGACGGCCACGCAGCUUAGCUACUUGACGUUAAGGAAUAACCAGCUCAGUGGGAAUCUUUUUUAGAAAUA
This is a messenger RNA of Sorghum bicolor (sorghum), 1345 nucleotides long. RefSeq names its product probably inactive leucine-rich repeat receptor-like protein kinase At2g25790. Gene Ontology annotation, biological process: hormone-mediated signaling pathway. The record is from RefSeq and is a predicted model, not a curated record. Bases 12 to 1340 code for a protein of 442 amino acids. Gene Ontology annotation, cellular component: plasma membrane. The transcript has a single exon. Lineage: Eukaryota; Viridiplantae; Streptophyta; Magnoliopsida; Poales; Poaceae. Gene Ontology annotation, molecular function: protein binding.